Messenger RNA from Chenopodium quinoa (quinoa), 1656 nucleotides. RefSeq names its product transmembrane protein 33 homolog. Gene Ontology annotation, biological process: endoplasmic reticulum tubular network organization; membrane organization. Lineage: Eukaryota; Viridiplantae; Streptophyta; Magnoliopsida; Caryophyllales; Amaranthaceae. The record is from RefSeq and is a predicted model, not a curated record. Bases 212 to 1264 code for a protein of 350 amino acids. The transcript has 9 exons. Gene Ontology annotation, cellular component: endoplasmic reticulum; membrane.
GAAUCCAUGAGUCCAACCACUCAAGCCCAUCGAAGUUGCUCAAAGUCCAAAUUUCAGAUUCAGUUUCCUUCUUUUCUAUCCAUCUCUUCUUUUUCCUUAACUCAGAAGAGAGAGAAAGAGAGAGAGGUCGUGAGUCAACUGCGAACAGCAAAAAAAUCACUCGUUCACCAUAGUUUCUAGUAGAAUCUCAAAUUUUGUGGAAUUAAUAAAAAUGGGAGAAGAAGAUGAAGGUGUUGAUGCGCAAAAGAUGAAAAGAAUCGCAGCAGCUUCAUACGAUUAUGAGAGAGAUCCCAGAUGGGCUGAUUAUUGGUCCAACAUUCUCAUCCCCCCUAAUAUGGCUUCGCGUUCUGAUGUUGUUGAUCAUUUCAAGCGCAAAUUCUACCAGCGUUACAUUGACCCUGGUCUUAUUGUUGAGCCAAUGUCUUCAACUGGUUCCUCUCAGCCAGUGAAACCAUCAUCUUCAUCAUCAGCAUCAACACCUACAAGCGAUCAAGUGAGAUCUCGUAGCUCUGGCACUAGUACUAGAACCUCUGGAUCUGGAACAUCAACAACUCCCAGUCCUGGUCCAGCUCCAACUGCAAUGCGCUGGGAUAAGCAAACCAUACAAUUUUCUGUGAAUGCCUGGGUGUUUGUCUUAGCCUUACUUUCAACCCUUCCCCUUAUUCCUGCAAAUCUUUCAAACAGGGCUUAUCGCCUAUCUUUACUGGGCACUGCAUGUUCGUCAUUAUAUUCUUUGUACUCACUAUAUGGGACCCCCAGGGCAUGGAAUAUGCAGGCUGUUCAAAUGUGGUUGCAGUCAAUACUUGCAACGAAGGACUUUAUUUACUUCAUUUACUCCCUCAUGUUUGUUACAUCAAAUUAUUGCCUCCGGUUUGCUUUAAUUCCCAUUCUCUGCCGAUCGCUAGAACAUGUUGCCAAGUUUCUCAGGCGUAAUUUCAGCAGUUCUACUUUAUACAGAAAAUACUUGGAAGAGCUUUGCGUAUGGGUGGAAUCUAAUGUAACCACCCUCAGCAUAUUGUCCUCACAUGCUGAGGUUGGACUUGGUUUCCUUCUCAUCAUCUCCUUAUUCACAUGGCAGCGCAACUUCAUCCAAAUUUUCAUGUACUGGCAGCUGUUGAAGCUCAUGUAUCAUGCCCCUGUUACCGCUGGUUAUCACCAAAGUGUAUGGACUAAGAUAGGAAGGAGCGUCUCCCCUGCCAUUCAUCGCUAUGCUCCAUUCCUUGACACGCCCAUUUCUGUCAUUCAAAGAUGGUGGCUCAGGUAGACCUGAUGAUUGUUGAUAGUAUAUCGUCUAAAGAUUUCAAGUUCUUCCAGAGGCUUGAUGACAUGCAAGGAUGAGGAUUGAAGGAGCCAACCUAGUUAAAUGGUGUGGAGGAUUUUUUUUUUUUUUAAUUUGAGGGAUCAAUGGCAGAAUUUCUCUUUCUUAACACUACAGUAUCCUACCUUGAUGGCUUGACUGACUUUAGAUACUAUUUUUGGGUAAGUUUUGGAAUACGAGUACUAGUCUUUGAUGAGAAAUUUAACAUACAGAAUAGUCUUGAGAUUUUACGACAUUGAUUGAAGCAAUUUGUUGGUUUCACCUUGCAUUAAUUUUGUGUAACCUACAUGUUUCUACGAUGGCUGUAAAGUCUCAACAGAAAAAAAUAGUUGAGGUUA